Messenger RNA from Anopheles merus, 595 nucleotides. RefSeq lists its product as uncharacterized. The transcript is spliced from 5 exons. The record is from RefSeq and is a predicted model, not a curated record. Lineage: Eukaryota; Metazoa; Arthropoda; Insecta; Diptera; Culicidae. The coding region runs from base 212 to 523 and encodes 103 amino acids.
CGAUUUCGACUCGAUGCUGCCGCCAGUACCAUUGCUGGGCCGAUGACGAGAACGUGGUCCCAUCCGAUCUCAACGCGCGCGAACAAUUUUACUCGGUUUUAGUUUAAUUAGUUAAUUGUGUGUUUGUGUUGUUUUCCCCCUUUUUCUCGUGGUGCAUAGGAGAUAAAAGUGUGUACAGGUGCAUUGGGUCCCCAAUAAAGUAGCAGCCAACAUGUCCUGGGUGUUUCACCUGCUGUGGAUGUUUCUGGUGCUGAUGCUGUUUUUCAUUGUGCUGCGCCGGAUAUACUACUUCGGACUGCAGGUGCAUCGACCAGCGACAGCGCAAUCACGCACUCAAACCUCUCAACGCUUUGCAGUGUUUACCAUCUACCAGAAUGACGUACGACCGGCGCAAGCCCCACCAGAACGCAGUCAACCUCCGGCAUACCCAGAACCACCGCCUCCCCCGAAAUACGACGAUGUGAUAAAAUCACCGGACCUAUUCCAGAAACCUCCACCGUACACGGCAUCCGCUCAAGCGUAGAGCAGCGCCGUUCAAUCCGUACUCCACUUAAUCGUUAAUAAAGUUACAUUUUAAUUCCAACUUACCAACACA